CGUGCCCCGCUCCAUCGCCCAGCCAUGCUGCGCUGCUUGCUCCAACGAGCCAGCCACCUCCCCAACUUGGAGAAGGGGGACAAGCAAAGCGACCCGGUGGCCAGCCUGACUUUCCGAGGGGUAAAGAAGAGGACUAAAGUCAUCAAGAACAACGUGAACCCUGUAUGGAACGAGGGCUUCGAGUGGGACCUGAAGGGAGCUCCCCUGGACCCAGGCGCUGAGCUCACUGUCGUCGUGAAAGACCAUGAGACUGUGGGGAGAAACAGGUUUUUGGGAGAAGCCCGAGUGCCACUGCGAGAUGUCCUCUCCUCCCCCAGCCUGGCAGCCUCCUACAACCUCCCCUUGCUGGACAACAAGAAGCAGACCACCGGGGCUUUCCUCAUCCUGCAAGUAUCCUACAUCCCCCCACCGGGAGCCGUCCCUCUGUUCCCCCCUCCAGCCCCUCCGGAGCCAGCACCAGCUGCUGCUGAGCCUGACACAGUCACCGGUAAACAGAACCCUUCGUCUGCAGCACUGGGGAGGGAUGCUUUCCCUGAGACAGCCGGAGAGGAGGAGACGGAGGAUCAGAUGGCGACAGGGGAUGAAACGGAGCCCUCCUCCUCCUCCGGGCCACCGGGAUCCGAGCCCCCCUCGCUGCCCCGCAAGCCCCCCGUACACCACGUUCAGGGGUUGAAGCGAAGGAGGAGCUCACCCAAAAAGCCUUUAUCCAACAAGCCGCAGGACUUCCAGAUCAGGGUCAGGGUGAUCGAGGCCCGGCAGCUCCCUGGGGUCAACAUCAGGCCUGUGGUGAAGGUGACGGCCGCCGGGCAGACCAAGAGGACCAGGAUACGCAAAGGAAACAGCCCAUUCUUUGAUGAGACCUUCUUCUUCAAUGUCUUUGAGUCCCCAUCCGAGUUGUUCGACGCGCCCAUCUUCAUCACGGUUGUAGACUCUCGGUCUUUCCGGACGGACUCAGUGAUCGGGGAGUUUCGGAUGGAUGUUGAGACCAUUUACUCCGAGCCAAAACACGCUUUACUCAGAAAAUGGCUGUUGCUCUCUGACCCGGAGGACUUCUCCGCGGGUGCCAAGGGCUAUCUGAAAGUCAGCCUGUUCGUGCUGGGGCCUGGAGAUGAAGCUCCUCUGGAGAAGAAGGAGGUCUCUGAAGACAAGGAAGACAUCGAGGGCAACCUCCUGCGCCCCACUGGGGUAUCCCUGAGAGGGGCUCUUUUCUGCCUGAAAAUCUUCAAAGCUGAAGACUUGCCCCAGAUGGAUGAUGCUGUCAUGGACAACGUCAGGCAGAUCUUUGGCUUCGAGAGCAACAAGAAGAACCUGGUCGAUCCCUUUGUGGAAGUCAGCUUUGCGGGCAAGAUGCUCUACUCGAGGAUCCUGGAAAAGAAUGCCAACCCACAGUGGAACCAGUGCCUGACGCUGCCGGCAAUGUUCCCUUCCAUGUGUGAGAAGAUGAGGAUCCGCGUGACCGACUGGGACCGUGUGACGCACAACGAUGUCAUCGGCACCACCUACCUCUGCAUGUCCAAGAUCUCGGCCCCCGGCGGAGAGCUGGAGGAUGAGUUUCCUGCUCUUGCGAAGCCUCUGAAAACCACAGACUCGGAUGAUGGGCUUGGGUUCCUGCCAACCUUUGGUCCCUGCUAUAUCAACCUCUACGGCAGCCCCCGGGAGUUCACCGGCUUCCCCGACCCUUACGAGACACUUAAUUUGGGAAAGGGCGAGGGAGUCGCGUAUCGCGGCAGGAUGCUGGUGGAGCUGGAAACCAAACUGGUGGAGCACAUGGAGCAGAAGGUGGAGGACAUUUCCGCAGAUGACAUCCUGCGGGUGGAGAAGUACCUGCGCCGUCGGAAAUACUCCCUCUUUGCUGCCUUUUACUCAGCCACCAUGCUCCAAGAUGUGGACGAUGCCAUCCAGUUUGAGGUCAGCAUUGGCAACUAUGGUAACAAAUUUGACAACACCUGCCUGCCCUUGGCCUCCACCACGCAGUACAGCCGGGCCGUCUUUGAUGGUUGUCAGUAUUACUACCUGCCAUGGGGCAAUGUGAAGCCUGUGGUGGUGUUGUCAUCCUAUUGGGAAGAUAUCAGCUAUCGGACUGAUGCCCAAAACCUUCUCCACUAUGCAGCAGACAGGCUGGAAGAAAACCUGGAGAAGAUACACCUUGCUCUCAAGGCCAACCGCUCACCAAGUGAACUGGAUGUCCUGGGUACCCAGCUGAUGGAUGACAUCAUUGCUGACUGCAGCGUGACCCUGCCCGAUGUCCUGGGGAAGCCGGCCAGCACCCACCUGGACCAGAACAUGUACCGGUUUCGCAGCACCAACCUGGAGCAGAUAGUGAAGGCAGCUCUGAAGCUCAAGCAUGAGGACUCGAGCCUGUCAGCAGCCCUGGAACAGGCAGAGGACUGGCUCUCCAGGCUGAAGGCCAUGGCAGAGGAGCCCCAAAACAGCCUGCCCGAUAUAGUGAUCUGGAUGCUGCAGGGAGAUAAGCGUGUAGCAUACGCACGUGUGCCAGCCCACGAGGUCCUCUUCUCCAGGAACAUCUCCAACUGCUGUGGCAAGAACUGUGGGAAGCUGCAGACCAUCUUCCUGAAGUACCCCCAGGAGGAGGCGAUGGGUCCCAAGAUCCCAGCCCAGAUCCGGGUCCAGCUCUGGUUCGGGCUGUCGGUCGACGAGAAGGAGUUUAACCAGUACGCCGAGGGAAAGCUCUCCGUCUUUGCCGAAACGUACGAGAACCAGACCAAGCUGGCACUGGUGGGGAACUGGGGCACUACUGGUCUGACCUACCCCAAAUACUCAGAUGUCACCGGCAAGAUCAAGCUGCCCAAGGACAGCUUCCGCCCCUCCACGGGCUGGACCUGGGCCGGUGACUGGUUCAUCUGCCCGGAGAAGACGUUGCUGCAUGACGUGGAUGCUGGGCACCUGAGCUUCGUGGAGGAGGUGUUUGAAAACCAGGUUCGGCUGCCUGGAGGCCAGUGGAUCCACAUGACUGAUGCCUACACCGACGUGAAUGGGGAGAAGGUCCUGCCUAAGGAUGAGAUUGAAUGUCCUCCGGGCUGGAAAUGGGAAGAUGUGGAGUGGGACACGGACCUUAACAGAGCUGUGGAUGAGAAAGGCUGGGAGUAUGGCAUCACCAUCCCACCGGACCGCAAGCCCAAGGCCUGGGUGCCAGCUGAGAAGAUGUACCACACCAACCGGCGACGGCGCUGGGUGCGGCUCCGCCGGAGGGACCUUGCACAGAUGGAGGCCAUGAGGAAGCACAAGCAGGAGGAGCUGGACGGGGAGGGCUGGGAGUACGCCUCGCUCUUCGGCUGGCGCUUCCACCUGAAGCAUCGCCGGACAGACACCUUCCGCCGCCGCCGAUGGAGGCGCAGGAUGGAGCCCCUGGAGCGCACCGGGGCCGCUGCUGUCUUCGCCUUGGAGGGAGCCCUGGGGGGAGUGACAGAUGACAAGAGUGAUGAUGGCAAAUCCGUCUCCACCCUCAGUUUUGGUGUCAACAGACCCACCAUUUCGUGCAUAUUUGACUGUGGGAACAGAUACCAUCUCCGCUGCUACAUGUACCAAGCUCGGGAUCUAAUCGCCAUGGAUAAGGACAGCUUUUCAGAUCCUUAUGCCAUUGUCUCCUUCCUCCACCAAAGCCAGAAGACGGUGGUGAUCAAGAACACUUUGAACCCCACCUGGGACCAGACACUUAUCUUCUAUGAGAUAGAGAUCUUUGGGGACCCCCAGAAUGUGUCUGACUCCCCUCCCAACAUUGUGGUGGAAAUAUAUGACCACGACACCUACGGUGCGGAUGAGUUCAUGGGGCGCUGCAUUUGCAAGCCCAGCCUGGUGCGCUCGCCACGGCUCUCCUGGCACCCCAUCAUCAAGGCCAACAGAAACGUGGGGGAGCUGCUGGCUGCCUUCGAGCUGAUUCAGAGGGAGAAGCCGGCUGUCCAUCACAUCCCUGGCUUUGAGAAUGAGCUAUCCUCCAGCCUGGAUGAGUCUGCAGACUCUGACUUGCCGUAUCCACCACCUCAGCGGGAGCCCAACAUUUACAUGGUCCCCCAAGGAAUCAAACCGGUCCUGCAGCGCACGGCCAUCGAGAUCCUGGCCUGGGGGCUGAGGAACCUCAAGAGCUACCAGCUGGCCAGCGUCACCUCGCCCAGCCUCCUGGUGGAGUGCGGAGGCCAGCUCGUGCAGUCCUGUGUCAUCAAGAACGUCAAGAAGAAUCCCAACUUUGAUGUCUGUGUGCUCUUCAUGGAAGUGCGUUUACCUAAGGAGAGCCUGUACAGUCCCCCCAUCAUUGUCAAAAUCAUUGACAACAGGCCAUUUGGCCGAAGGCCUGUGGUGGGGCAGUGCACCAUCCGCUCACUGGAGAACUUCUACUGUGACCCGUACCGAGAGGAGUCGGACAGUCCCCAGGAGCAUGCAGAUGAUGUAAGCCUCACGCCCAGGGACGAUGUCCUAAUUGACAUUGAUGACAAAGAGCCUCUUAUUCCUGUCCAGCUUGCGGACGGUAUGACCACCUCAGCAUUAAUUAACAUACCAGCUUCUUGGGCCCAGCCUCAUGAGGAAGAAUUCAUUGACUGGUGGAGCAAAUUCUAUGCUUCCACAGGAGAGAGGGAAAAAUGUGGCUGCUAUUUAGAGAAGGGCUUUGACACGCUGAAGGUCUACGAGACAGAGCUGGAGAAUGUGGAGGAUUUCGAGCAUCUCUCUGACUUCUGCCACACCUUCAAGCUGUAUCGUGGCCGGUUGCAGGACUCAAAUGAUGACCCCUCCGUUGUUGGCGAGUUCAAGGGUUCGUUCAAAAUUUACCCUCUCCCAGAUGACCCACGAGUCCCAGUGCCACCUCGGCAGUUCCACCAGCUACCGGCCAGAGGACCCCAGGAGUGUCUCGUCAGGGUCUACAUCAUCCGGGCCUUUGGUCUCCAGCCCAAGGACGCCAAUGGAAAGUGUGAUCCCUAUGUGAAGAUUUCAGUGGGAAAGAAAUCCAUAAAUGACCAAGAAAAUUACCUUCCCUGUACGCUGGACCCUGUCUUUGGAAAGAUGUUCGAGCUGAGCUGCACUCUGCCCCUGGAGAAAGAUUUGAAGAUUACGCUCUAUGACUACGACCUACUGUCGAAGGAUGAAAAGAUUGGGGAGACCAUCAUAGACCUGGAGAACCGUUUCCUGUCAAAAUAUGGGGCUCGCUGUGGCCUCCCCCAAACUUACUGCGUGUCUGGACCCAACCAGUGGCGAGACCAACUCCGUCCUUCCCAGCUGCUUCACCUCUUCUCCCUGCAGCACAACUACAAGGCUCCCAGCUACAAGUCCGACCGGGUCAUCUUCAGGGAGCAAGAGUACAUCCUCUCUGAACUGGAGGAUGGGAAACCCCUCAACCCCCACCUGGGGCCAGUGGAGGAGCGCCUCGCCCUUUACGUGCUGCGGAAGCAAGGGCUGGUGCCGGAGCACGUGGAGACAAGGCGUCUCUACAGCCCUCUCCAGCCAGAAAUCGAGCAGGGAAAGCUACAGAUGUGGGUGGACCUUUUUCCAAAAUCUCUGGGACAGCCUGGCCCCCCUUUCAACAUCACACCACGCAAAGCCAAGAGGUUCUUCUUGCGCUGCAUCAUCUGGAACACCAAGGAUGUCAUCCUUGAUGACCUCAGCAUCACGGGGGAGAAGAUGAGUGACAUCUACGUCAAAGGCUGGCUGAUCGGCCAUGAGGAGAACAAGCAGAAGACAGAUGUGCACUACAGGUCUAUGGGAGGAGAGGGCAAUUUCAACUGGAGAUUCAUCUUCCCCUUUGACUAUCUUCCCGCUGAGCAAAUGUGUUACAUCGCAAAAAAGGAGCACUUCUGGAGCUUGGACAAGACAGAAAAUAAGAUUCCACCACAGCUUAUCUUCCAGAUCUGGGACAAUGACAAGUUCUCUUUCGAUGACUAUUUGGGCUCCAUUCAGAUGGAUCUUAACAGGAUGCCCAAACCUGCCAAGACUGCUGAGAAGUGCUCCUUAGAGCUAGUAGAUGACACCUUGUCUUCAAGUCGCUUUGUAUCACUCUUUGAGCAGAAAACUGUCAAGGGAUGGUGGCCUUGUGUUGCUGAGCAGGAUCAAAAGAAGAUCCUGGCGGGCAAAUUGGAAAUGACUUUGGAAAUUGUGGCAGAACAAGAGCAUGAAGAGCGGCCAGCUGGCAUGGGUCGGGAUGAGCCAAAUAUGAACCCCAAGCUGGAGGACCCCAAGCGCCCAGAGACCUCCUUCCUGUGGUUCACCUCCCCGUACAAGACCCUGAAGUAUAUCCUGUGGCGGCGGUACAAGUGGGUGGUUAUCCUGGCCAUCGUGCUCUUCAUUUUGCUGCUCUUCCUCGGAAUCUUCAUCUAUGCCUUCCCGAACUAUGCUGCUAUGAAACUGGUGAAACCUUUCAACUGAAGCUGUGCUGGAAGAUGCCACACAGGUCCAGUGCCUGCCUGAAGAUUUUGGAAAGAAGUUGUGGCUCUGCACUGGAUCACAUCCGCAGGUGGAGACGGAGAAGGAACAGCUUCCCUCAGGCCCUCGGCUGCUACAAAAAAUGAUGAUACAAUUUACCCUGAUGCAGUAUGCAGAGUCCCACCUACAGCACACACCUCAGAAGCAGCACGUAAAAAAUAGCAAUUCUGAAAUAUUUCUUAUUUUACUUCUUUGUCUGUUGUCUCCUUUUUUUUUUUUUUUUUUUUCUUGGUUAAGCUGCUCUGAUUUGUGGAGCUUGAAUACCAGUGCAAAACUGAAAAAGGUGGAGAAGAAAAGGACCUUUUCAUUUAUAGUCUGUGGGCACACAAAGAUGUUGCAGACCUUAGCAGAGAAGUUAUGGGCUGCUGGCAUAGGCAGCACGUGCAAGCCAAAAUCUCUCAGGUUCUGAGCACAAUUUUCUUUGCACUCUGAACAAGCCUCAGUUUUCCUUUGCUGUGCAAUGCAUGUUAUCUUGUUUAUAUAUCUCUACUGAAGAAGAAAUAUACUGCACAGCCUGAAACCAUGGGCUGAGAUGUUGCCUUUCCAAAGUGAGCAGAAACCAGAUACAGGACCCAGGGAAGAGGCUGAGAUGCAAAAACUGGGCAGGAGUUGGUGGUAAUUGCUAAAUCCCAAACCCCAUUGAAAUUUGCAUUCAUGAAUGACUGCACAAUCUGGCUUAUGUUUUUUGGACCUUGUUUUCCCUCUGAGCUGCUCUUUCACCUCUACAGUCCCACGUGCCACCCUUCAAAACCAGUGCUGUUAGGGCAGACAAUGUAGAGCUGGGCUGAGCCCCUGCCCUAAGAACAAUGCCAGGAGCAAAGCAGUGCAGGUGGACUCUGCUUUUCUCCUCUCCUACUAUAUGCAACCCCUGCGGCCACAGUUCAGUGAAUUAGCCUUUCUUCUCUUGUGCUCCCAAACAUGCUUAAGCAAAACAGUAUGAACCAGAGUGCAGUGUAAGCUGUGAAACUCACUGCUGGUGGGAGCUGAUGAGGCAGAUAACCCGCACCUUUGGAAGUGGGCUGGUUUGUUUUCUGCUUGGCAAACAAAUUAUUGUGAGACGCAUCCCACAGGUCUUGCUCAGCCUCCUGAUGAGCAAAUGGCAGCUGUGACAGGACUGGGAUGGCAGUGUUGGGACAUUUCUGCUGUUUUUUAUUCCCUCCUGUUCUCCGUCUGUCUCUGUGCUGGUGCGAUUGGAUGGAGUGGUAUGGACUAAGGGGAUUUCUGGGGUUUUGUCGUGCUGGCUGAUGUCAUGAUGCUAAUCAAAACAGUCUCAAAUUUUCAUCCUGCAUCCACUCAUCCUGCAAGAAACCAUCUACCAGCAUAGGGCCAUUAAGCAUGAAAGCACAUGUCCCUUUGAGAGACAGCAGUCCUGCUGCUCUGGCACAGCAUGACUUUUGCUACAGUCCCUCUGACGAUAAAUAGGUCUUUCCCUGCUGCCCUUCAGCAGGAUGAGACAUGUCUUCCUCGGUUUCAUUUGUCCCCUGGAGCUGUUGCUUCUCAGCAUGACAUGUGAGAGCAAGUAGCAGUGAAAAGUGAUCCUGGGGGAUCAGAGGUUCUCAGGACAAACUGUGCUAAUGUAAGCUCCUGUCCUGCUCCAGCAAGGCACUUAAGCCUGUGCUUAGCAGAAAGCAGGGAAAAAAAGCACACGCCUAAUUGCUUUGCUGGAUUGGGAUGUAAUGCAUUGAGCAUUAAAUCCUUUAUUAUUCAGUACUGUAACAGCACCCAGACUGCACAGGGCAGCUCACUCCCAUGUGUGAAGACAGUGUCUUUGACAUGGAGAACAUGCAGCUAUAAAAACCCGUCCUUGCUGCUGAGGUUUGGCUGAUCCAGCAUCCCGUUCCCAAAAGCUUAAGCAGUGAAGUUGGCUCUGGACUUGCAUGCCCCAGGGUGGGUGUUUCAUUUUACCGGCACAGUUAAAUGCUUCAUUUUGCAUUUGUUCAGUUUUUUCCUAGAAGCCUCCCAGGCUCAUUUGCAUCCACACCCCCAUUUAUUAGCCACUAUCAAACUACCAGGUCUUGGUCAAAUUUUCUGUAAUGCUUUCUCCCUGAGGAUCUGGUGAGCGGAGGGCAAAAGUUGCUUGUGUUUACACCUUUCUUAAUGAGUUUUGGGGUUUAUAUUUUAUGAAAAUGUUGGUGUGGCUGGUCCUUGCACCUCUUCCACCAUGACCCAGCUCUGCCAGGGGGGUGUCUGCAUAUCUUGCUGAGUGCUGGCUUGCUUUGCUCUCCUAUCUGUGGUGGGAAAUCAGGCUCAGUAUUUAACUUCCUUUCUUUGGUUUGCAAUGACUGUGAAAUUUCCCGUCUCGGCAUUAUUGGUCUGUGACCCCAACUUGUUUCAGAAACAAAAUCUUGGUGCCAAGAGCCCCAAAGAGAUGAGUGACUCAUGCUUGAGUGCAAAGCACUGCUUAUAUCUGGGUGCUCAUCACCCAUCCUACCACAACAACCACUGUCUAUCCCAGCAGAAACAAUUAACCUUACCAAAACACACUCAUGUGUUACCUCUUCAGAGCCUUUACCAGUAAUAAACCAGAUUUAAUUCCCCAGCACUUACCAACAGCUCUUUCUUGACAAAUCAGAGUGGGUCAUCAAGAUGGGAGAGCAGGAUCCAGGGCAUUCAGCUGCAUAAGGAAGAGGAAGGGGUUACACCCCUGCAUGCAAUCCUCUGUGCUCCCAGCCCAGGCUGCAGGGCCAGUUUUCAUGCCAAGGAGACUCUGUGGGGCUGUGGUGGGUAAAAGCAGGUCUGAGUGUCUGAAAACACCAACUUAGUCCCAUUUGCAUUACUGCUUGAACAGCCAUAUCCAUCUGUUUGCCUGACUGUGGGCGCUCCGUAGCUUGGUUCUGUCUCUCCACAAAAUCCAGCCAGCAGGUAGGAUCUGUGUAAAGUAUUCCCUGUGUCUCCCUGUUAUUCAGGGGUUUGAAAUGGCUGGAAGACGUAUAUAUCACCUGUCUAUGCCUUAUAUACAAUAAUGCAAAAUGCACUGUGGUUACAAAUGAAAAGCUCUGAAACCUUC
Molecule: messenger RNA, 9430 nt
Organism: Calidris pugnax (ruff)
Lineage: Eukaryota; Metazoa; Chordata; Aves; Charadriiformes; Scolopacidae
Gene: DYSF
Product: dysferlin
Exons: 56
Coding region: 25-6366 (2113 amino acids)
Biological process (GO): T-tubule organization; monocyte activation involved in immune response; macrophage activation involved in immune response
Cellular component (GO): cytoplasmic vesicle; membrane; T-tubule
Molecular function (GO): calcium-dependent phospholipid binding; calcium ion binding
Source: RefSeq, a predicted model, not a curated record